Malaya genurostris is the source of this 2782-nucleotide messenger RNA. RefSeq lists its product as uncharacterized. Bases 180 to 2684 code for a protein of 834 amino acids. The transcript is spliced from 6 exons. Lineage: Eukaryota; Metazoa; Arthropoda; Insecta; Diptera; Culicidae. The record is from RefSeq and is a predicted model, not a curated record.
GAAUAUGGAUCAAUUCAAUUAUAUUUUGGUUGAUAUUGUGUCCAUAAAGUUUCAUGUUUAAAAAUCAUAUUCUUGCUAGAAACAACUACUGUGAAUCAGUAAUAUACAGAUUAAAUAUUAAUGCAGCUAAUCGUUUUGUAGUUUCAAGUGCGUAGAAACAGUAUUUGGAAAUUACGGUCAUGAAGCCGAGUCCGAAAAAAUCGUUCUCGUCGAAACUGAAACAUCGUUCAAAAAGUAAUAAUGCAGGCGGAACUUCUAUCGCAACGGCAUCAGCGGUGACGGCAGCUGCCAACGCUAUUUCUACCAACACAGCAACCUCCAACAAUGUGGCAAAUAAUACAUCCGGCCAUUCCCACUCUCACAAUAACCAUAGUACCCCAUUAAUGCGUACCGGUGGGAGCGAUACAAACUCAUCGGGAAAUGAUGGGAAUAUUCCUACUACUGCAAAGGACAAAGUGUCCUAUCAAUCGUACGCUGGAUUAAGCUCUCGUUCAGUGCGAACGAUUUGGGAACAGCAUGACAAACAGGAAACCGAAGUAUCGUCUGAAGUGUACAGUAAACUAGCAGAGGAUACAACCUAUAAGCUAUGGGAAUUGGCGAAUAAUAUCAAGACAUACAGUCGUCAUUCGAGCGGUAAAGUUACAUACGCACUUGUCAAUGAGGUACUUAAAGAUUGCGACAUUCCUCCCAUCAUUGGAGCGAACAAUGAACCGUGGGAUAAAAUCGAAUACGAUGGGGUGUAUUUUUUUAAUUCGGAUGAAGUGUUGGACCUUCGAGAAGAAUACAUUAAAGAUGUAACGAUGGAGCAAAGUAAUAUACCAGUACUAACAACUUCAUGGAUGGCAGAGUCGGCGAUCGCCGAGGAUUUAAUCGAACUGUACAACAACGUGUGUGAUGCUGUUUAUAUAGGCGACGAGGAGUGUUUCGAAGAAGCAGUCGGAAUUUUGACAACUAAUCCGCAUGUUCCCUCGUUGAUGAAAUUGUUACUAACUAAAGCCAUUGAAAUGCUUGGAUUCGAAUACACGGAGAACACUUUGAUACGUUCAUUGCAGUUUUUGGAGGCAGUUGUGAUGAACGACCAUGUGUCCCAUUCAGAUUUAACACUGGAACUCAGUUUGUUGAGUCAAAUUUUUGUAAGUUUGUUAUUGGGAGCCCCCAACACAGGGGAUCAAGCCAGGUUCAUACCAGCACAACAACUCAGUUUGGAGUUGCAAUCACAAAACCAGCAGCUUCAGCCUCUUUCGAUGGCUCCAAAUGGUACUGACACUUCUUUAGGAUCAGUCCCGACAGCCGAAACCAACAUGGAUCAUAUCCAGUCCGGCUUCAAUCAAUCAUCCUUGAUUUCGAUGAAUGUUCUUAACAACAACUUAACCGGUCCAUCGGAAGAUUCUAACAAUUCUAACUCGAAUGCUACCGAGGAGCUUCUUCGCAGUAUCGAGCACAUAAAGGAAGGCCCAGAUGGAAUCGAUAUUAAUAACAUUAAGGAUGAGUAUGAGGCCUUGUUUUCGAUGGUUCAGGGUCUGGGGAAGCAGGAAACAGGCGAUGACCAGGAAAAUGUUUCCGAAAAUGAUGGUUUUCAAAUUAAAACCGAAUUCGGUAGCGAAUUCGAUACGUCGUCUCACAAUUUCAUGAUUCAGCAAAGCGCACCGGUUGCAGAAGAUGCAGCUAAUUAUGAGAUUAAACAGGAACAUGAUACUAAACUAAAACUCGAGGAUCCGGAAGAAGAUGUCAGUCUUCAGAUGUCGGAAAGUACUGGUGGCGAGGUGAUAAACCCUAACUCUACUACUUUGGAAAGUGAGAACAUAGUUACGCUAAUGUGUAGUGAUCAUCUGGUAGAUCAUGUGUGUCGGGUCAUUGGUCUGUGUUCCAGCAAGUGGGGUUUUGUAGAGCAAGAGUGCACGUUUCUGCUAGUCGAUCGACUCCAACGAUAUUUUGAUGACAAGAAACAUUCGACCUUGGAUUACAUCUGGUUUUCUCGGAUGUUACGAGGUUUAUGGUCUUUGGGAGAGUUCGCCUUCCGGGAAUUGAGCCCUUACUUUGAGCAAAUUGAUCCGGAUAGUGUCGUGGAAUUAGUAAAUUGCCAUAUAAAUAAUGCCGGCAUAUUCCUUCGUGGACCAGGUGACAUAUUCUUUUACGAAUAUCUGAGUGAGCUGUGUGGAGAUGGUCUGCUGCCUUUCACAUUUCACUAUGAACACUGUAUCGAAGAAAGACAUCAAUUUCUUCAUCGUGUAGGCCGAGCUGCAAACACUAGCAAGCAUCGUUACAAAAUUCAUCCCAAGAUUCUACUUAAAACACAUCGAAAGUCUUCCUCUCUAAAACCUCCACCGACGGUUAACGACCUGUUUCCUGAGAGGUCGGAAAGACAAUUAGAAAGUAUAGCAACCAGCACUCAACAAGUUCCAUCGGCGAGGUUUAGUUUUCGCGUUGCGGGCUGUCGACCGGUUGCUCUCAAAUCCAGUAGACAUCGACUAUUUCGAUGCGGUCGGUCAUCGUUAAUCGUUACUGGGAACACUGGAGGGCAGGAUAAUCAAGACUUCAAUUCGCCACCACCAGUAAGUCAAAAUGAUGCUAUGUUACGAAGUUUUCAAGCAAAGGUUGUUAUCGUUCGGAGAAAGUUAUUACCCCCUGAUACAAAUCAUUACCACCCACAACGUAUUUAUUGCUACGGUUCAACGGUUCUAUAAUUAGAAUUUUCACACAUAUACAAAACGUGUAUGCACUUACUUUUUGAAUCAUCCGAACAACCCAGAGUUAAGUACUGAACUACUAUAAAUUAAUCUGA